Molecule: messenger RNA, 1853 nt
Organism: Melampsora larici-populina 98AG31
Lineage: Eukaryota; Fungi; Basidiomycota; Pucciniomycetes; Pucciniales; Melampsoraceae
Exons: 4
Coding region: 217-1605 (462 amino acids)
Biological process (GO): actin cytoskeleton organization
Cellular component (GO): cytoplasm
Source: RefSeq, a predicted model, not a curated record
GAAGCCGCAGAGGGAGGCAGAUUUGUGUUAGAGUCAUGGUUGACUUUGACUGCUUCCAGUUUUCGUGUUCUUCCGGGUUUUAUUGUCUCACACCCUGCAUCCAACUUACCACCAACCCAACAGUAUAUCCGAUUUAACAGUCGAGUCUCUUCUGCAGCAUAGCCUCCUUUCGAGCUCAUCAAAUCCGAACGACCCAGCUUACCGUUGAACAUCAUCAUGCCAGACGGUGCUCGCUAUACUUUCAGACCCUCACCUCGAGUGAUGCUGACAUCUACGGCACCCAAAUGUCCGACUUGCGAUCGCUCUGUUUAUGCUGCCGAGCAGGUGAUGGGCCCUGGCGGCGCACCGUAUCAUAAGCCAUGUCUCAAGUGUACUAGUUGUGGGCGUACAUUGGAUGCAGUGAACUUGUUCGAGCAUGAUCAUGUCCCUUAUUGCAAAAUGUGCCAUUCUAAAGCAUUCGGAACUAAAGGUGUUGGUUAUGGCAAUGCUGUCGUGGGUGAAUACGAGAUGAUACCCGGUCGCACAUUAUCGCCUGCACCAACGUCGCCUAGAUCGCCGCCAUCUUACCAAGUGGCUAAACCAUCAGCAAUAUCAUCACCUUCGUCUCAUCACUCCCCCGCCUCUUUCUCACUCGAUCCCGAUCGAUCGGCAAACUUUUCUUCACCGCCAAGCGAUGCCUUUAACCGGCUAAGUCUUCAUGGCAAUUCACAGCAUGUCUCAGUAGGAAAAGGUCUACAGAAAGAUAAGAGGCUCAUUAAGGAUGAUGAUUUCGAUGCUCCUAUGUAUUCACCUUCGCUUCGGCCCCAGACCACCACUCGCGACAUCUCACCACCUCGCCCAAACAAUGACCACAUCCUGGGUUCCGAAAUCGAUCCUACGGCAAAAGGACAUCAACCCAUACUUAAGCAAGUGGCGGAAACAGAUGAUCAAGAUCAAUCGGAUUCGAGUGACUUUGAGCCUCCUGCGAUUCCCUUCCCGCAUAUAAUUGUCAAAUCCGCUGGCUCCUUAUCUCGUAAUUCUUCAGUUGGUACCCCCGCACGUCCCGAACCAACCGAACACCAACGCUUCAAGCAAGACAGGCCGAUCUCAUCCCAGACAUUGCAGCGAUCUGCCUCUACCACAUUGGUUUCGCCACCCAAUCUACCCCCAAGAACUUCUGCAAGACUACUCGAUCAGUCUGGGCCACCACCACCAACUCCACCCAAGACUAGCAGUGUCAAGUCUUCACAUCAGCUUACUUCCAACUUUAUCGGAAGAUCCGUAAGCAUGAGAAAUCCAACCUCUUCAAGUCCAUCACCGAGCAAAUGGUCGAUCAAAACUGCCUCGCCACCGGCUACUGGAUCACCUUUGGUUCUCAACCUGAGCUCUCAAGAUGGACCAAAAGUUUGUCCAAGGUGUUCAGGCACAGUCUAUCACGCUGAGCAAGUUUUAGCCUUGGGAAAGAAAUGGCAUAAGCGAUGUUUGAGGUGUUGUAAGUGUAGUAAGGCGUUAGAUGCCACUAUGUGCGAGAGAGAUGGAACACCGUAUUGUUCGAGGUGUUAUGAUCAAGCUUUUGGAAUAGAAUCACAGGGCUUUGUGGUGCGACCUGGUUUUGUUGGACGUUGAAUUGCGCAUGAUCUUGCAAAAACCAGAAGCAAAGCGCGGCGCACAGGGAGCAAGCCAAACCUGUUGAUUUACUUGAAUUUAGAUAUAUAUAAUGUUAUACUUGAAAUUUAUUUAACAACUGCGGUCUGUACACUGAAAGUAAGAUGUAUUCUAUCGAAUAGCAUGUUUUUUGUUUUUCUUCUGUCUGUUUAGUUAUCUUAUUGUCAUCUUGAGUCUUCUCUUGAAAUGUAUGUUAUCUAUUCACAUAU